This is a messenger RNA of Daldinia decipiens, 1471 nucleotides long. RefSeq lists its product as uncharacterized. The coding region runs from base 331 to 1164 and encodes 277 amino acids. NCBI's taxonomy places the organism in Eukaryota, Fungi, Ascomycota, Sordariomycetes, Xylariales, Hypoxylaceae. Gene Ontology annotation, cellular component: cytoplasm; membrane. The record is from RefSeq and is a predicted model, not a curated record. The transcript has 4 exons.
UCCAACCUUGUCCAACCUCACCCUCACCAACCUCCUCCACAUCUUCCACAAUCUGCCACCAAAUCUGCAUCCUAUUGUUCAUCUUUCAAACUCGACCGAUACGGAUGAGUUUCCAAAGACCCGCAAUUCCCUCCCGGUGACUUCUGCCCUCACGUAGAAUGCUAGCUAUCAUUUCUUCCACCUGCGAGAAUAUUCUUAUGCUUUGAUUGAUAGAUACGCGAAAGCCUGUAAAUUCACGUCCGAAAUCCGAAAUAAUCCUACCGAGGCCCCCCCCGUCAGCUCAAGACUUUCUGGACUAGACCAUCUGUUAUCGAUUAAACUCAGGCGAUCAUGUCGCUUAAGAUCGAGAGAGAAACGAUCCGUCAUGCGACCGAGACCGUGCCCGGCGCUCUCGCGCACAUUCCUCGUGACGGCCCUCUCCCAGGUACGACCGGCAAGCAUCCCAUCGCAGAGGCGAUCGGUACCGCGAUCACUGGAGGUAAACGAAACGCCGGCACGAGGGGCUACUUAAUGGCCUACAUCAAUCAGCUGGAGAAAAAUCCGAUGCGGACUAAGAUGCUCACGGCUGGAACCCUCGCCGGUCUACAAGAGCUUCUCGCGUCGUGGCUAGCUAGAGACCGCAACAAGCAUGGAAACUAUUUCACAGCCCGUGUCCCAAAGAUGGCGGCAUACGGCGCUCUGGUCAGCGCGCCCCUAGGCCAUUUCCUGAUCUGGUGUCUUCAAAAGGCCUUCAAGGGUCGCACGAGUCUUCGUGCCAAGAUUCUCCAGAUUCUUAUCAGCAACCUUAUAGUUGCUCCAAUCCAAAACACUGUCUACCUCGUCGCUAUGGCUCUCAUCGCCGGUGCCCGAACCUAUCACCAGGUCCGAGCAACGGUACGCGUCAGCUUUAUGAAGGUCAUGAAGGUAUCUUGGAUUAGCUCGCCGCUGUGCCUUGCUUUUGCACAGGCCUUCCUACCUGAAGCCGCCUGGGUUCCCUUCUUUAACGUUGUCGCCUUCACCAUCGGCACGUAUAUUAACACCAUGACUAAGAAGAAGCGUCUUGCUGCCCUGCGUAAGAAGCACUUCGGCGACGGACGAUCAGGCUCCGUAGCGAGUGGACGACCCGAGCAGGACUAUCCCCAUCCCCCUCCUUCCUCAAUCGGUGGACCUAACCCACCAUACUAACUUGUGAAUUAACUGUCGGGAUAGGGGAUGGGGAUGGGGUGUUGUGUGGGACGGAAUGUGGAAAUCUGUAGGUAUUGAGGAUGACCGGGGCCGGCUCACUCGACUUAAUAUCGGGGACGCUAUUUCACGUAACGUCGUAUACAAGUAACGAGGGAAAAUAGGGAGGGUUGGGGUUAUAUCUUGGGACGAUCCGUGAUGUGUUCAGGAGUAUCCGCGCUUUUAUAUAAUUUGCUUUCGUCCUGUUAUUUGCAGUACCAAAAUAUUUCCUCGAGUAGUUCAUAAACAGAAUAAAAUAUUGAAAAGAUAA